UAUGUCCACCAAACUCAUUAAGAUUCGCAUCUCUUUGGUUGUAUGCCAAAAGAACACCUUUGUUUCGUAAAUUAGCGAAACGCACAUUUUUGGUUGCGGCGUAUGGGGUGCUGGGAGAGUCGGAUACUUGCCUACUUUUAAGUAUUACAUACUGUAGGAACGUGGCUUACUGGAUAUUUUCAUUUCGCUGGGAGUCUGGGAUGAAUCUGUGACGAUUUUUGGUGUGAUCAAAGGAUAAUGCAACUGCAGUUGUGAACACCGUUGUGAUAUCCAUACCACUGACUGUGAGAUCAUGGUGAUAGCGGACACUUCCGGUGGCACUAACCAGAAUGACCAGACCACAACUAUUGUGCCGCGUCCGUCUUCGCGCUCCGGAGGACGAAAUCCGCGGGAGCCGGUUCUGGAGGUGAAACAGAAGACAUCUUCAAAACAUGAAAAGCGUACCCGCCGCGAUUUCUAUCGUUACUCGGGAGACGACAAGAACGCUCCCAUCGAGUACGUGUACACAUACAGCGAGGAGACUCCUCGUGACUCAAACGGUCCCGCCGACACGACUCACACCAACGGAACGACCAGUACGGAAUUAGUGCCGGUUAACGGUAAUGGAGCGGCCGGCAAGAUUGAGUGCACGGUGGGCGAUGAUGGGAAUUUGGUGGUGAAGAUCCGCGGCAAGCCGGAUAAAGUCCCACUGGAUCCCCGCAAUCUGCCGGUGACCCUGCCGGACGGAUGGGAACUGCGGGAGAUUCAAACUAACCAGCGCUCCAGAAGAACUGAGAGAUCGCGAAAGUUGCGCAUAAAAGACGAGCAAGUUAUCGAAGAGCAGCGCAGCGGUGCCAUUACCGUCUUCGAUGACCAAACCGUUGUUGUCAACGGAACAGGCGUCCAUAACGGAACUAGCGGUGUGGAUGAAGAAUAUGAAUACGGCCAUGCCGACGACGAAGAGUACGAGCAGGGACACCGGAACGGUGUUGCAUACGUGUCCAAGAAAACCAAAAAGUUCACACAGGGCGCGGCUGGACUGACCUCCAAAAUGGAAGAGCUGCGCACCGAAGAGGGUGUAAAUGUCGAUCAUCCUGAUCAUCAGCAGCGCUAUUCACGUAAUCUGCGAUCAGUGUCAGAGCGUACGGAGAGUAGUCGGCGGAAGUUCACUAAGCAGAGCGUCACGGAUGAGAAGGUGACAGAAACGCAUAAGAGCCAGGUUAUGUAUUUCGAUGGUGAGACGGCCACUGCGACGACGGCAGCCACAAGUGAGCGUCGCAAUGGCCAUCGUGUUGAUGCGCACUCCAAGUUUUAUGACCACCAUUCAGAUGUGCAGAGGCGAGAUGGAAAUCGGCAGGAGAACGGCAUCAUUGUUGAAUCGCCCGACGACAGUCCCUACAACAGUUUAGACCGGAAACAUCGCACGGAAGACGUGGAAAUCAUCAACGUCGAGGAUAAGUAUCGCUACCAUCCCGACGACAAACCAACCGGCAGUGGCCGGCGUGCCGGGAAGACUACCACCUUUGAGAACCGGCGCGGAUACUAUACGGAACGAGAGCCACCGGAGCCAGAGUAUUACGAUUCCGGUGAGGACAUUCAGACUGAUCAUCGUCAGUUCAAGUGCUCCUACCCGCCGAAUCCCGAUCACUUGAAGGACGGCGAAGGGGCGACCAACGGGGAGACGGAACUGCGGCGGGAUCACAAAGGGAAUCUGGUGGAGAAGGUCGAGAAGGUCACCGAGGAGGAUUAUUAUCGGGUUCAGCCGGGUAAAGGGAGGGUCGAUUCAAGGCAAAGUGACUUUGACUCGGAAUUCACCGAAAGAACUGAGAAACGAAAGGAUUUGCUGGAAGCCCAAUAUCAGAAAUCCCAGCCAGAUCAACGACACGACCGCUUGGACACGACCGAACGGACCGACGUCGCCGAACACUGGUACCAGUCACAACCGGCUCGCAAGGAAAGCGACUACGAUUCCGUUUACAACGAGGAAACACGCCAAGAAACUACAGAUUAUUAUCAAACACCGAAACCGUACCGCACCGAUCGGCCCAACGGAAUCAGACGAGCACAUACGGAAGACAUUGAAAAAACCGUAUCGGAGGAUUAUUACCGCAUCCACCCCGAACUUCACUCGGCGGUCAGCACAGACGAGCGAACCGAGGAAGUCACUCGUGUUGGAACUAAUUUGACCCCGUCUCGUUCAGCUCAAAAAAGCACAACUGAGGAAAAUAUAGAAAAAACUACGGUGGAAGACCGUUACCGCUUUCCACCGACACAAAUAACAACCGAAGAGAAAAGCGCCACAACAGACGUUAAACAAAGUGUGUUCCCCCGGUAUCGUCAGCCGGAAGAAAAAGUCGAGGAGAAUAUCGAGACAACGAACAUUGAGGAGUACUAUCGUGUGGCACCGUCGCAAAGGAAACCGGCGUCGACACGAACUGAUGAAGAGCAGAGCGAGACGCGGACAAUUAUCCAAACUGAUCUGGCUCCCUAUCCAUCGGAACAGAAAAAAGCGUUUCAACAGAAUACAGAGGAAACUAACGUAGAGGAAUAUUAUCGGGUGCGUCCUGUGUCCAAGAAGAGCCACACCACCGAAACACGGGAUGAACGUAUUGAACGAGUCGAUACAGUGAAAAGUCCGUUUAUACCCUCGACUAAACAAAAACGUGAUCAUACGGAGGAAACAAUUGAAAAAUCCAUUACGGAAGAUUAUUAUCGAAUUCUGCCCCGGGUGGACAAUCGUCAAGUUGCGACAGAAACUCGCGAAGAAACAGUGGAAGUGAGGAAUCUGUCCAGUCAGGCUGAAAACCGGAAAGAAGCACGGCAGGCGGUUGUGCCGCGCGAAUCGAUUGUGGAGAACACUGAACGGACGGAUAUCGAAGAAUACCAUCGCGUGCGUGUCCCGCCACGUCCAGUCAGUCAAACCCAAGAAGUGAUUAAGGAAACCGUCGAGGAAAAUUAUUACGAUACACCGCUGCCGUACACCGUGGAAAAGACCAGUCAGACUACUAGGCGGGAAGAUUACAGCACACGCAAUACCAUGGUGGGUACGGAUAUCAAUGUGGAUGCGACAGCGGAUGGAAAGAGUCCGACGCCGUCACAGGAACGGAAGAGCCGGCACGAGCGGGUGACCAUUGAUGACCGGUAUCGUGUGGUGGGGCCACAGGACCACAGUGCGGAUCAACAAACGACGGAGUGGCAAUCUGAGCGGACUACCGUCAAGGAGCGGAUCAUUCCUGUUGGUGUGACCGGUGCGGAUACAACACACGGCCAGAGUUCACGAUCAUCGAGUGUCGAUUUAUCCGAUAUCAAGCCUGGAGAGCAUUUGCUGGAUAAUCGCAUCCUGCGGGACCGUGGUAACUUGGCGCAAGGUGGCAGUAUGGGUUUGCGUCGGCCACCGUCGCGUAAUCCUGUCAAGCAUCAUUUUGGCGAUGAAAACGCACCGGAUGAUGUUUUGAGUACCUCGGAUAUUACAUUGCCGACCAACAUGACACAAUCGCACUUUACCCGCCAGCAGACGCAGACACACGCCAAUAAAACGCGGACGGCUUCCGUUAAACAGCAGCAGAUGACCCGUGACCAGCAAGUGCUGGUGAAUUAUGUUGACACGUCGCGCAAACCGGACUGGGUACACAAUAUUGAUCAACAUUUCUCUGGAGAAACACACCUCCAUUACGUUCGCCCGAGCGCCAAAAGCCCCACUCCGCGCAUCGAGGAGAUCGUAACUGUCCCUAGUGGCAGUACGCUCAUUACCGUUAACGGCGAACAAGAACCCGUCCACGGUAUCGUUACGGAGCCUACGGACAGGCCCUUCCCUGUGGCCGUAACCGACGAGGAGACAUUGGUGCACCAAAGCGACAAAGCUGCUCGUACCGGCUUUACGCGAGUAACCGACACGAAAGGUUACAAGAAAUCGGCGUCUGAGAAAGUGACCUACCAAGAGACUCGCGAGAAUCAACGGCAGAUCACCAUCAGUUACGAUGUGCCCGGUGUCGGUAAAGAGACACGAGAGUACACCUGGCAGGGAGCGCAGCAGCAGCCCUCGGAGAAGAUCACCUUCGAAGAGACCCGCGAAAGGUUACAUGAUGUUUCACUGACACUGGGCAUGGCGCACCAGGCACGUACCACGACGGAGACCACGGUGCGGGAGGAUAAGUUUGUGUUUGAUGAAAUCCGUGAAGCACCGCGACGGGAUGUCUCGGUGAAACUGGCCAUCGACACCCAACAGGAUGUGGUGACAUCCCGUGCCCCGUUGCCUGCGUAUAAGUUCCAUUUUGAAGAGGAAAUCAAGCGCGAGCAUGAUGUGAACUUUGUCAUCGGCUUGCAGCAGGAGCAGGAACGGCACAAGCGGACAGCCGAACGGACGGAGAUCUAUGAGAGAAAAGAAGUGCGAGAAGAUAUUUAUCGUCAGCCAGUUGACAAAAUGAUGUUCCGGGAAGAUCGGGAGAUAACACGGGAUGUUAGUCUCACGUUGGGCAUGCAGCCGCUACCUGUGGCGCAAGCCGAAAAGGUGACUUUCCACGAAGAUCGAGAAGUCACUAGAGAUGUGAGCUUGACACUAGGCAUUGAGCCGCUGCCUCCAGUUGAGCCGAUACCAAUCGAAAAAAUCACCUUUGAAGAAACGCGAGUGGUCCCGGCCGAGUUGCCGGUGGCUGUGACUUUCGGACUGGAGGAGCCGCUGAUUAAAGCUCCUUCACCGCGACCGGUGUCGGUUAUCUCCGAUUCCACGAUUAUCACGCCGGAAAUUGUACCGCGCUAUUCGCGCACCGUGGAGGAUGUGAAAACGACGGAGGAGGUGAGGAGAACAGUGCUGGAGCCGGUUCCGGAAUAUUCUCAGCAUUACGAAGAAGAUACGCGACUGGAGGAACUGCGGGAGAUCAUCACGCCCUCACCGGCACCACUGCGAGAGGAAACAGUUACCACAAGGGUCAGAGAAGACGUGCGUCAAAUCGAGCAAUAUCGAAGACAGCCCAUUGAACCGGUUCCGGAAUAUACGCAACAGUAUGCGGAGGACCUGCGUGUCGAUGAAUACCGGCAAUUCAUCACUCCUUCGCCGGCACCGUUGCGAGAAGAAACCGUCACCCAGGUGCGGGAGGAUGUGCGUGUUAUGCAACAGGUUGUACAACACACUCGACCCAUGCCGGACGAUCACUAUCACUACGAAGAAGAUGUCAGGGUAGAAGAAAUGAAACGAGUCGUUUUGCCACCGCCGCAGCGGCCAAUUUUCACGCGGGAAGAUAUGAGGAGAGUGGAUGUAUUAGAGAGAAUCGUGGAGGUAAGGGAGUCGCCUCCCAAGAUCACCGCCGAUGUGGAAAUUCAGACGCCGACAUUCUUGGAAGCCAAGACUGAGGUGGUACCACCUCUUCCGCGGCGAACAUCACUGACUACUGCUAUAGAUGCCACCGAAGCGCACCACACCGAAGUUGAUUUGGUGCCCAUUCCCAAACGCAUCUACGAGACCACUGUUGAUUAUACUCCACAUGAGAAGCGAGAACGCGUCGAAGAACAUGUCGAAGUGAAAGGGCCUCCACCUGCGAAACUACCGCCCACUUCCGGUCGCGUCGAGAAACACGUUAAUUUGGAGACGAUAGUGCCGGAACCAACUGGACAGCCUCUGCCGCAUUCUCUGGGAACAUAUGGUUAUGUUUAUCAGGCGACUCUGGAUGCGAAAACACCUGAACGAGAAAAAGCCAUUGAUUUCCACAUAAUCGAAACCCCUACGGAAGUCAGGGAAGAACUUGUGGAGAAGAUCGACUGGUAUGUCCGAGAAGGUGCGGUGGUGGAGGAGAUUUCCGAGAGUGAGUCCAGCUUUGGUGAGCCGCGCGCGGUAUCACCUCCGCGCCAUCCGGAAUUGACCGCCAACACCGAAAUCAUUACGCCGACCAGGGUUACGGCGGCGGUGGAGGUGUCACCGCCCAAAGAAGUGCGACCGGUGAAAAAGCCACCCGUGGUGCCGACUCAUGCCGACGUUACACCGCGCUAUUAUUUCGGGGAGGAUGAAGAAGAACGGCUGAGCGUGCAGGAGACGGUGGAGAAAAAGGUUACGAAACCCAAAAAGGAAACCGUUACGACAACGCAGGUCCGGGACGAACACGUACGCAGCCGUGUGGAAGAUAAGAAACGAGUGGAAAGCACUGAGAAGGUCGUCUUGCCACCUCCGCCACCGUUGAAGAAUCAAAUCAGCGAAAUGAUUCGAAAAAUUAUUGCCGAAGCCGUACCAACUCAUCAUACCGAACUCGGUCUGACUGCUGAAGAAGAAGAGCGCUGGAAGUCGAGCUACCAGCGGACACCGCUGCGUCGACCGCAAAGGGCCGAAGCAAAACUACAGUUAAAGAAGCCUCCUAUUCCACCGGUCCGACCGCCUCCAGUCUCUGGUCGUAUUCCAAAGUUAACGGGAAGCGAAAAGGUGACCCCGGAACCGACAGGAAAGCCACUGCCCAAAUCAGUCGCUACCUACGGUUUUCUUUACAUUGCCACACUAGAGCCCAAACUAUUGCCUCCCACUCAGUCGAUUGUGAUUCAAGAAGCAUACGAAACAUCCCAGAUUGUUCGCGAAACGGAAUUGAACUACAUCGAGCUAGAUGUCCAACAAGUCUUGCUUGCCGCCUUUUCCGAAAUCCAGCCGCCUUUAACGAUAACACAACAAGAACAGCUGCUCACUGCAACGGCCGAAGUUUUCCCGCCCUUAACGGAAGGUCAACAGCAGAGCCUCCUGAACGCCAUGGUGGAGAUUGUGCCACCACUGACCCCGCAACAACAAUACCAGUUGCUGACGGGCGCGGAAGAAGUGGUGCCGGCUCUGACACGGGAACAGCAUGUGCAGUUAUCCAUUGCUACUGCGGAAAUUGUACCGACAUUUACCGUUGAACAGCAGCGACAGGUGGUUCGGGCAAGUGUGGAAAUUGUUCCACCGUUGGCGCCGGAGCAACAACGGCAGUUGUUAUCUGCCAUUGCCGAGGUUUUUCCCGCUCAAAGGGCCGUAAAGGAUAUCGAGCUGGAGUUUCCACAACCGCCACAGCCGACCCUUCCCACGCCCUCUUGGCGCAUUCCCCGUAAAACAUGGAGUGGUAAGCUGGAGCUGGCCCCCACCGGUCAGACGUUGCCAAAAGAACUGGGCACCUAUGGAUUCCUGUACGUCACGCACGUACAACCCGCUAAACCAGCUCGCGAACAGCCCGGCCAGCCCAUCGAAGUCACCAUUAAAUCCAUCGACCUGGAUGUCCAGCAAGUGCUAUUGUCGGCUGUUAGUCAUAUCCAGCCAGCUCUUACCAUGGAACAAGAGCAACAGCUAAUUACCACCGCCAGUGAGGUCUUUCCACCGUUGACUGUUACGCAACAGCGACGAUUGCUGGAUGUUCUGACAGAGAUUCGUCCACCCUUAACAGUCAGACAACAGGAGCAGCUAUUUUUGGAUGAGGAGAUCCAUCCGCCGUUGACCCCUGGGCAGCAGCGGCAGUUGAUGAUUGCUAGUGCUGAGAUCAUAACAAUCACGGAACAUCAAGAAAAAAUGCUGCUGAGAGCGUCAACGAGGAUUGUCCCGCCGUUGUCGCCGGAACAGCAGCUGCAACUUCUGAAUAGUCUGGAAGAAUUUUUCCCGCCACCGGAGAGAGUGGAACAGUUAAUACAGUUGGAAGAUGUAGAAAUAGCCCCUCUUCCCCAACCCUCUAAGCGUCCUGUUAAGCAUGUGACGACUGACCACAUCCGCCCAUCCAGCACCCUCCCCAUUCUGCAUCCCACCGGCACAUACGGUUUUCUCUACCUUACGCAUGUUGACCACAAAGCCGAAUCAGCCUUGCGGGGAGAACCGAUCAAUAUCCGCACCAUGGACUCUACCUACAUCGAACUGGACUUCCACCACGUCGUUCGCACAGCUGCUGCUCACGUCCACCCACCUCUUACGCGCGAACAAAUAGAACAGCUGGUUGUGGCCACCGACCUGGUUUUCGAGCCGUUACGAGACGAACAGCAGGAAAGAUUAUUGCGGGCCAUUUCGGAUAUUGUUCCGCCACUGACGGCGCAGCAGCAGGUGGAAAUUCUGAGCGGAAAAGAGGAGAUUACUGAAGCGUUAACGGUAGAACAGGAGAGCCAGCUACUGUUGGCCAGUGCCAGGAUUGUCUCGAUUACGAUCGAGCAGGAGCGGAAGUUAUUAUAUAGCAUGGUCAAUAUUAAACCUGAACUGACAGCUGAACAGAAGGAACAGAUCGUUGAACAUGUUACGGGGUUGUUCCCCUCGCCGGAGAAAGCGGAGCGGAUGAUACGGCUGGAACAACUACGCCGCACCGAAGAAACCACCACCGUUCACCGGCGAAAGCAAACUUCUCGCACCGAAGUCCAUCCUGCUCCAACGGUUCAGCCACCUCUCCCGGCAUUGGGAAUUUACGGUUUCCUCUACACGAGCACCGUAGAUACGACCACGCGGCACUUUUCUGUGGAGAAACUAGACACCUCGACCAUCCAGCUGGACAUCCGGAAAGCCGUCCUAUCCGCCCUAUCGCACAUCCAACCCCCACUCUCCACUCAGCAGACAACCGAACUGUUCACCACCGCAGUGGAGAUUAUCGGUACAUUGAAUGUGACCCAGCAGCGCGACAUACGGCACGCGCUAUCACAUGUUCACCCGCCGCUCAGCAUUUCCCAGAUGCAGCAGUUGUUAACGGGCAGCGAAAUCGUACCGGGACUGACGUGGGAACAGAAGGAAACACUGUUGGUGUCCAGCGCGGAAACCUUUAUUUUGACCAGAGAACAGCGACAGGCGCUUGAAUACGUUGGGGCUAAUGUGCAGCCACGACUGACGGAGUCGCAGCAGAAGCAGUUUAUGUGGGCGAUUACUAUGCUAUUCCCGACGCUGGAGACUGUACAGCAAAUAAUCGAGACGAGUCGUUCGCAAGAAGUCAGCGAAGAUCUUCGCCGGAAGAGACACACCGUCCACACCGGCGUCACUCCGUCUCCCACUUCCCGUCCCCAGCCAUUGGCGCUGGGUAUUUACGGUUACCUUUACACCACUCACGUUGACGCUCAUACCACCCGUCCGUUUCGACUGGAGAUUUUCGACUCUUCCUCCAUUCGUCUGGACAUUCGGAAAGCCGUCAUGUCGGCACUUUCCGAAGUUCACCCGCCCCUGUUACCACAGCAAAUUUCGGAACUCUUUGGUGCAACGGUAGAGACGCUAACGGAACUGAACACCAUCCAACAACGCCAGACACUCAGUGUGCUUUCGCGGAUCGUGCCGGCUCUGACGCCGACGCAACAACAGCAGAUUCUACAUGGCGAGACUGUGGUGCCGCCGCUCACCGCAGAACAGAGGGAAGCAUUGUUGAUAGGAAGCACAGAAGUAUUUGCGGUCACGGGAGAACAAGAAGAUGCACUAGAGUACAUUGCGGCCAAUGUGUAUCCCAGAUUGACCGUUGACCAGCAGAAGCAAUACGUCAGGGCAAUUAGUCUGCUGUUUCCUAAUCUGCAGAAUGCCCGCGAGUUAAUUCAGAUUGAUCGAUCAGUCAAUAACAAGUACACUUCACGAACUGAAACAACUACCUCUACGAUGUCCCAGCAGCCACCGAUUGGACUGUACGGGUUCCUGUAUACUACCCACGUAGAUGCACACUCGUCGCGUCCAUUCAGUCCGGACACAGUUAAUGCAUCCAGUAUUCAACUGGAUAUUCGAAAAGCCGUUCUCUCCGCUUUGUCGGACAUCCAACCGGCAUUAUCCACUAACCAGAUCACCGAAUUGUUCGACGCUACGGUGGAAGUGUUCUCCGAGCUGACCCAGACUCAACAAAAACAAAUCCUUAAUGUUCUUUCAUUAAUUACGCCUGACCUGACCAACAUGCAGAUGCAGCAGAUCCUAGCGGGGAGAAAAGUCUCCCCACCGUUAACAGAGGAACAGCGGGAACUUCUUUUAAUUGCCAGCGCCGAAAUCCUGUCAAUUACGGAAGAGCAAGAACGGACACUGGACUACAUCGCAGCGAAUGCAUACCCGAAAUUAACGCCCUCACAACAGAAGCAGUACAAGCAUGCCAUCAGCAUGCUGUUCCCCACACUGGAAAGAGUAAUGGAAAUUUUGAAGCUGGAUCGGGUCCCAGCACCAUUCACAACCGGGCGACGGACACCUCGAGCUCGUUCCGCCGAUUCAAGACAUCGUCCGGCUACGCCGCAGUUAUCACGCGCCCUGGGUGUGUACGGAUACCUGUACAUGGCCCAUGUGGAUUCCUUGGCGUUGGUCAGUGGUCGCCCUGUUAACAUGACGGAAAUCGACUUUCGCACGAUCGAACUCGAUGCUAAAAAAGCGGUACUCAGUGUACUAGACGAGAUUCAACCGGCGUUGAGUGUCCAACAGGAAGAAGAACUGUUCAACGCGGCUGUCAAGUUGAUACCGGUACUGGAAGAAAGCCAGCAGCAGAAACUGUUAAAGGCGCUAUUCGAAGUGCACCCGCCUCUGUCGCCGCUGCAGCUACAUCAGUUGUUGGGUGGAAAUGAUAUUUCACCGCCUUUGACCAAUCAGCAACAAGAGCAGUUGCUGCGAGCCAGCGCGGGAAUUGUCCCUAUGUCAGUUAGGGAUGAAUUAGAAUUGGUGCAUGUGGUUGAGAAUAUCUAUCCGCCCCUCAGUGUGUCCCAACAGCAGCAGUUUUUGAACGGUAUUAACCGCUUGUUCCCAGCCCCUUCAAAAAUUGCUCAGAUUUUGCAGGAAUUAACAGCCACAGCUUAUCAGCCGAAAGCGCUGGGAACAUUCGGCUUUUUGUACAUAACACAUGUUAAACCAGAUGAGGCCGCUGAAUUCCAGUCUUUGGAUAUCAAUCUCCGGGACGUCGAUAUCACUUCCAUCGAGCUGGAUGUCGAACACGCAAUGUUGGCUGCCUUCGCCGACAUUCAACCGCCGCUGACCCAUAAACAACAGCACCAGCUCCUUAUUGCCAGCCGUGACAUUUUCCCCCGCUUAACCGAGCAACAGCAACGCAGAAUCCUUAAUGUGCUGGUACAGCUUCUGCCGCCGAUGACUGUGCGUCAGCAGCGACAGCUACUAACCGGAAGCGAUCUGAUCAUUCCACCGUUGACCACUCGACAGCAACAACAACUACUGACGGCCAGCUCCGAUAUUUUCACGCUGACAUCCAGGUUGGAGAAGCAGUUAAUCUAUGCUAUGACCCAAGUCAGUCCUCCACUAACAUCGGAACAGCAACGUCAGCUACUUUUCGCACUUCGAGAAAUCUUCCCCGCCUCCAAGAAAUCUCAGACCGAAGCGAUGAUAGAACGUUUCGAGCAGUCUACCCAUGGGUCACGUAUGUCACGCCUAGAAGAGCACGAGACGUACGGCCGCAUCAAUGAACGAGGCAUAUGGGAGCGCACCAGCUCGGAGCAGCGCAAGGAUCGCGUUUACCGUGAUGCCUCCCAGUUUGAUGUGCCCGAUCAUCCUCGGCGUCCUGGUGAUUAUGAAGGACCGCAUCCGGAAUGGCUGGAUGAGACGCGUCACUUACAAGUGGGCACCCAGGGCGAACGCCAUAUCGGGCAUGGGGGGAUUUUAAAGGAGAAGGAUGUGAUACUUCCAGACGAGAAGAAAUGGUUAGCGGAACAACACUUGGCCAUUGACGAAGAGUUCAUGGAUCUAGAAGUGUCGGCCAUCAGUAUGAACGUCAAACCUCGAAUCAAAAGCCAGAUGUACAUGGCCCCCUCCCCACCGACGGCCCGCACAUUCUCGCCGGCCACCGGGGGAUUCCAGUAUUCCGCUAGUCCACAGCAGCCUAGUCCGCCCUUAACCGAGUAUUCGGGGUUUGUCUACGAAGCACAGGUCGACGGACACGGGUCGCCUAUGUCCGCCGAGAUGGGUACAUACGGUUUCACCUACCACGCGACGCUGGACGGCUCGGAGAUUCAUAAGCGACACGACGGCCAUGGUGGCCCGCUGGAAAUGUAUGCGGAGUCACGCAAACGCUCACCACCCGAGAGCGUCAAAACCAUGUCGGCCACACCGCCCUGGUCCACGCCGCCGGUUACACCAACACCGGUAAUGGCCACCCCGGGUGGGUAUUCGCGCGAGACAACCCCGAUGUCAGCGGUGAGGGAACUGCCUGAACCGUCCAGGGAUUCGCCGUGGAAGAAACCCGGCAGUCCGGACAAGUUACGCUCAUCUAUGGAACGCGAUAUUCUCCAAAAUAAACAGUAUCCUGAAAAGAUUUUCACGCUGAAGAAAGAUGAGCGACAGGAAGUCGCUGGGCAGGUGUUAUCCCCAGAGGCGGAAGUGUACGAACGAAUUACUGAAACCACCGCGCGGAUUCGUCAAGAACGAGAAAUUGUAGAAACACAAGGCGGAUCCAUGUUUCGCGAUGUUUCUGGCAGACGCCGAGGGUCGGACGAGAGCGGGGUGUUCAGAGAAUUCGAAGAAGCAGCCAAUGAGUUGGAACGGGAAUUAUCCACACGACCGUUGAGCCGUGAAGCAAGAUAUCGUCCAAUUGGAAUGGAAACGGAAACUACCGUCACCCAAAAAAGCAGUGAGUCGCAGCGCAGCUACUCGGAGGCGUCACAAGAAGGACGGCGUCGUGUCACAUCCGUUGCUGCGCCGCAUCGUACGGUGCCCGCUUACACAGCGGAACCCGAAGACGACAAGCCGGAAUGGGUGCGCAUCGCCGAAGAAAGAAAGAAGUCCACCAUGUACGCCCGAGAUGUGCCUGUGAAACGACAUUUAGGCAAUCUCCCGGAGGAAACACCGCUGGAAGCCGCACUGGAACGUGCCAUCGAAAAGAACAAUCAACGUCGGCGCACCGCAGCCGAUACGUCGCCUUUACGGAAGUGGGAUACGUUACAGCUAUCCGCCGCUGCCCUCGGCCACAGCGAGGAGACGGAAGGAAUGAAGAGUUAUAAGCGGCAUGCAACGGAAACGAAGGAGACCAUUGAAGAGAGCCGUUUCCACAGCGACCAAGCCAUGAAAGAGAGCGGGACGUCGGCCGUUCAGUCUAACCUGGAAGCGUACGCCAGUAUGUCGCAGAGUCUGCCUAGUUUGUCGGGGAGUCGACGAGGGGGAAGUGCAGCUUAUGGGCAGCUGAAGCGGAAGAAUCUGGGUGAUGCGGUUAGUCUAGAAGAGCUGGAAAAAACCAGCCGGACAUUACGACGGACGGAUGGAGCGGAAGAAGAAACCAGAGAUACAUCGUUUGCGAGGCGUGGAGAUGCUGUUUCGCCGGAAACGAAACGCACGAAGCGCACUGUCGUUCGGAAACUGAUUGAUGGUCAGUGGAGGGAGGUUGCCGUUAGAGAGGAAGACAUCCCUGUGGAGGGUGACAUUCUAAUGCAGAUCGAAGAUUCACCCGAUAAAAUCCUCGAGAAAUUCAAAGGUCGCGCGGAUGAUGACACGUGGAGCCUGUCGGAUGCAAUUAUUGAGGAAACCACGACAACGAGAACUGUACGAAGAGUGGAAGAAGAAGAAGAGGAUAUCGUAUCGUUAGCCGAUAGCGAACGUUCUGCGCUGCAAUAGUCGUAAAAGUUAUUUUGAUAACGAACAGACUGACGCUUAACAAUUUCGAUUAAUCCGUUCUGCGUUGCUCCUACGGCUUGUGCUUUUUAUCCCAGAUUGUGACAUUUGUGCCAAAGCGAAUGCUAAAUUUUUGUUGCUGUCUCGUAACCAGCCAGAUUAAUAAAGAUGCACAGAA
Molecule: messenger RNA, 13607 nt
Organism: Paramacrobiotus metropolitanus
Lineage: Eukaryota; Metazoa; Tardigrada; Eutardigrada; Parachela; Macrobiotidae
Exons: 30
Coding region: 293-13432 (4379 amino acids)
Source: RefSeq, a predicted model, not a curated record